GCGUGAGCUCGCGUGAUAGAUAGCGGCGUUUGUUCCGAGGCGAAGCAAAAAAAUAAAGACGAGAGCCAUUUUAGUGAGAGCGUUGCGGCGUGAGCGGUCGAGGAGGACUCCAGCGAUCGAAGGACGGACCCGAGCGAGAGGACGUCGACGUCGCCGACCCCGUGCAACCACCACGAGAGGAAAAGUACCGAAAAAUGUCGAACGUGCCUUCAACCGUUGCUCAUAUUGACAAGGAAAUGGAAGGAAAAAUCUUUGUUCUUUUUGUGUGUCCUGAUUGGUCAUUGGUCAUUGGGCAUUGGCCAUUGGUCAAAGUGAAAUCAUUAUAUAACUCGGAAAAAGACUCCACCUAUGGUCUUAGACAACCGUAGAUAAACUUUUUGGACAGUGCUCGUAGUAGACUCAUUGCGUGUUUAAUAUUUUGCGAUGGCUACAAUAAUGCAGUUGCCUCACGAAGUAAUUGUUCACAUUUUGCAAAAUGAGAGCAUCAGCGCCGUGGAUUUAAUAAGAUUUGGCUCCACGUGCACAAGAUUGCAACAAGUGAUACAUGACAACAAAUUAUGUGAGAGGAAAUAUUAUCAGAGCUGUCCUACCGCGGAAAAAAAAUAUAAUAGAGAAAAUCAGAAGAAAAUAUUUCACCAUAUCAAUUUCAAAGAAAGACUAGAAGCAGGAUUAUAUUAUAUCCAAAAGUUGCAAUAUUAUGCGAUUAUGAUAUCGCAAAAUAAGUUAUGUAAUACUGACAAAGAACAAUUGGAACGUCUUCUGGGUUCAAUUACUGAAGAUUCCACGACGUAUUAUUUUGUGUGGGAUGAGAUAAAUGGAAUUUCUGCACAAAAAUCAUGCAAACUGUUUUCCAAUUUGACAAGUGAAUAUUACUUGAAACUAAUUUUUUACUGUCUAAAACGGUAUCGAUUUGUAUAUAAGCAAAUGAAAUUUAUAAAUAUGCCGAAUACAAAGGAGCUUUUGGAAAAACAACUUACAAUCGUGGCGCAAUGUUUUCAGCCACAUGUGUCUUAUUCGGCUGUGAAAACGUGGUUAGAUGAAAUAGUGCAGACAGUACUAUUUCGUCUGAAAAAUAAAUAUUUAGCUCAUUCAAUUUGCUCUACGGCUUUAGAGCAAUUUUCUUUUUGAAGAGAUAACAAUGUUAAUGACAAUUUCUGGAAUGAAACAGAAUCAAUGCAAAUUAUGUGUGUACUCGAAGAAUAUAUAUUUUCCGAGUUAGAGAUUCAUAAAUUGCAUCAAUUAUUAAUGACAUCAGAUCUCGAAGCAAAAUAUAUAAAAUAUGUAAGUUAUUU
Messenger RNA from Formica exsecta, 1292 nucleotides. Its product is annotated as F-box only protein 21-like. NCBI's taxonomy places the organism in Eukaryota, Metazoa, Arthropoda, Insecta, Hymenoptera, Formicidae. Gene Ontology annotation, molecular function: protein binding. The coding region runs from base 424 to 1128 and encodes 234 amino acids. The transcript is spliced from 5 exons. The record is from RefSeq and is a predicted model, not a curated record.